AAGGGCAUCAACUCCUGUAUAAAUACCAUGUGCAAUAUCACGAAGUUGUGCAACUUCCUAAAACUUCACUUGCUCUAAAUUAAGCUUAGCAGCUGAGAGAGACUGCACAUUUUUAUUGCUGUCUUUCUCCCCCUUCAAACUUAAUACAGAAACGUGGAUACAAAAAUCCUCUCCCUCCGGGAAUACGGUGUCAUAUACUCCCACUUGCCGGAAAGCUAUGUCAGACCAGAAUCCGACCGGCGUCGCUUGUCCAAAGACUCCGAAUGCAAAAACAUUCCCGUUGUUGACCUGGCUUCUCCCAACAGAGCUCAAACUGUGCAGCAAAUUGGUGAUGCCUGCAAAAAUUAUGGUUUUUUUAAGGUUAUUAACCAUGGGGUGUCAACAGAAGGAGUGGAAAAAAAUGAUAGGGGUGGCCAAUGAGGCAUCACCAAUUUGCUGCACAGUUUGGGCUCUGUUGGGAGAAGCCAGGUCAAUAACGGGAAUGUUCUCGUACUCGGAGACUUUGGACAAGCGAUGCCGGUAGGAUUCUGGUCUGACAUAGCUUUCCAGCAAGUGGGAGUAUGUGACUCCGGAGGGAGAGGAGUUUUGUAUCCAUGUUUCUGUAUUAAGUUUGAAGGAGGAAACAAAGACGGCACUAAAAAUUGCGCAGUCUCUCUCAGCUGCUAAGCUUAAUUCCGAGCAAGUAAAGUUUUAGGAAGUUGCACAACUCAGUGAUAUUGCACAUGGUGUUUAUACAGGAGUCGAUGCCCUUAAAGUCAUAGAUUCACCAUUGUCUUGUAGGCUUUGGUCCGGCAGCCAAUCUUUAUGUGACGCUUGAUGUGGGAUAAUUGGACAGCGAAGUUGCUUAUAUGUAAAAACUACCGACAAUCAAAUUAUUAAUUAUGUCUUAUUUUCUAUCUUUA
Messenger RNA from Pyrus x bretschneideri (Chinese white pear), 902 nucleotides. RefSeq lists its product as uncharacterized. NCBI's taxonomy places the organism in Eukaryota, Viridiplantae, Streptophyta, Magnoliopsida, Rosales, Rosaceae. The record is from RefSeq and is a predicted model, not a curated record. The transcript is spliced from 3 exons. Bases 218 to 523 code for a protein of 101 amino acids.